UGAGGAAAAAUGGAACAGAUGAGGUGGGGGGGGGAGAGAGAGAGAGAGAGAAAAGUUCCGCUGCAAAACUUUUAAAACAUUUCGACGAAAGAAAGCGGUCGGUGAAAGGGCGCUUGUUCCUUCCCGUUCCCCCGCCUCCAGCGCGCGACUCCCCCGCAGGCGGCGCUUCCUUCGCUUAGAAAACAACCCGGCCUGCCGGCCGCCCCCUCCCCAUGCGAGCGACUGUGUAUGUAUGUAAAUAAGGCGGGUGGGAAUCAGGGGCGCGGGCGCUGCAACCACCGAGCCCGCCUCCUCCUCCUCCUCCUCCUCCUCUUUUCCCACAAACUCAGGCGGCGGUUCCUCAAGCGACAAGCAAGCGGGAGCAGCUCGGCGUGUAGCAUCCGCGCAGUCACACGUGUUGGCCUGGCGAAGCAUGGAAUUCGAGGAGCUGGGCAUCGGGGAAGAAUGCGGCGUCUUCGGCUGCCUGGCCGCCGGCUUGUGGCCCACCGAACUGGAUGUGCCCCAUGUGAUCACGCUGGGGCUGGUGGGGUUGCAGCACAGAGGCCAAGAGAGUGCGGGAAUUGUGACAAGUGAUGGAGAAUCAGCCCAUUCUUUCAAAGUGCACAAGGGAAUGGGUCUUGUGAAUCACGUAUUCAGCGAAGAUAGUCUGAAGAAGCUCUACGUUUCAAAUCUUGGAAUCGGCCAUACAAGAUACUCUACCUCUGGGGUGUCUGUCCUUGAUAAUUGUCAACCGUUCGUGGUGGAAACUUUGCACGGGAAGAUUGCGGUUGCCCACAAUGGAGAGCUAACGAAUGCAAUGCGACUGAGGAGAAAGCUAAUGCGUCAUGGAGUGGGACUGUCUACCAGUUCUGAUAGCGAACUGAUCACUCAACUGUUGGCAUUCACCCCUCCUUUAGAGCAAGACGAUACACCAGACUGGGUGGCAAGGAUUAAAAAUUUGAUGAAUGAAACACCCACUUCAUAUUCACUUCUGAUGAUGCAUAAAGACAUUAUUUAUGCGGUUCGUGAUCCCUAUGGGAACCGUCCUCUCUGUAUUGGCCGCCUUGUUCCAGUAGGUGAUAUCAAUGGAAAAGGGAAAAAUAAUGCUGCAACUGAAGGCUGGGUAGUAUCUUCAGAAUCCUGCAGCUUUUUAUCUAUUGGUGCAGAAUACUAUCGAGAAGUCAUGCCUGGAGAGAUUGUGAAAAUAUCCAGAUACGAUGUCCAAACUUUAGAUAUUGUACCGAGACCUCAAGGAGAUCCAGCAGCAUUCUGCAUUUUUGAAUACGUGUACUUUGCGAGGCCAGAUAGCAUCUUUGAAGGUCAGAUGGUAUAUUCUGUAAGAAGGAGAUGCGGUCAACAGCUUGCUAUUGAAGCCCCAGUGGAAGCAGAUUUGGUUAGCACAGUUCCAGAGUCUGCAACUCCUGCAGCCCUUGGCUAUGCGCAGAAGUGCGGCUUACCGUACAUUGAAGUGCUUUGCAAAAACAGAUAUGUAGGAAGAACUUUCAUCCAGCCAAACAUGAGGUUAAGACAGCUGGGAGUGGCCAAAAAAUUUGGAGUCUUGUCGGACAACUUCAGGGGAAAGCGGGUUGUCCUUAUUGAUGAUUCGAUUGUGCGAGGCAACACUAUUUCCCCAAUAAUUAAACUAUUGAGAGAAUCUGGUGCUAAGGAGGUGCACAUCCGUGUGGCUUCACCUCCAAUAAAAUUUCCAUGUUACAUGGGAAUAAACAUUCCAACAAAAGAAGAACUUAUUGCAAACAAGCCUGAAUUUAAAGACCUAGCAGGGUACAUAGGAGCUGACAGCGUUGUUUACCUCUCAGUAGAAGGAUUGGUUUCGUCUGUUCAAGAAAGCAUAAAAGCAAGACAAGACCAUGAAAAUAACCUAAAAACGAACAAGUUCAAAAGCGGGAAAAUCGGCCAUUGUACAGCUUGCCUGGUUGGAGUAUAUCCAGUAGAGCUAGAGUGGUGAAUUUUGUGAAUGUUAUCACCAAAGGCUUAAAGUUUGGAACUGAUGAAAUGUUGAGUUGCUGCUAAGCAAGUAAUCAAACCACUCACGUUUGCUUAAACCUUAUUUGGAGAGGAUAAAAAAGGAGCAAAAAAAAAGAAUAAAUUUUAAAACAAUCAUGCAAUAGUGCUAUAGUAGGGGCAGUGUUGGGAGGGGAGUGGUGAAUGGGUAAAAGACCUGGCAAAAAUCUCUUUGAUUCCAUAGGUGGCCUAAUCUUGCCAAGAAACUUUGAAGGAGAUCUUCUAAGGCUUUCACUCACAAUAAUGUGUGUUUCUUACAAUUACAUUGUGAGAGGUUGUGAGCCAUUAAGCCAUCUCACAUUUUAAGCUGUGUUCAAUCGUUUCUUUUUUUUUAAAAAAAAUGUGAAUUUGAUCUUAAAUCAACAAACAGAUCUUUUUAAGUUUCACUACUUUUGUCACUGGUUAUCCGGCAAUAUGGGUUCCCUCGUCUGUAUAGAUGGAGUGUACUUUUUUAAAGCUGCAACUUUGAGCUAUAAUCUCCUACCAAAGACUGAAUAUUAUUUUUAUAUAGUGCUUGGCUGAGACAAGGAGCCUCAGGGAACUGCUAAACAAAUAGCAUCUAAUACCUUCAGCCUUAAUUUUUUUUUUUAAAGUCUGGGAAAUAUACCUUAUAAAAGUUGCUUAUUAAAGAGGUGUGCCAGGAAAAAAAUCACUGGUUGAUCAUCACUAGACAUAAGGGCUAAUUUUCCUCAGUAUCUUCUUUCAGUUUCAAUGCUUAAAUGUUGACUUCUUUUGCUGCAACUACCAUGUUUCCCUGAAAAUAAGACCCUGCCUUAUUUUUUUUGAACCCCAAAAUAAGCGCUUGGCCUUAUUUUUGGGGAGGUCUUAUUAUUUUGGGGUGCAUGGAGCAAAAUGAGGCUCCUCUUGCCAUCUUACCUGAUUUACAACCCUGCGUUUAAAUAUUUUCGGGGAGAGCUUAUUUUCGGGGGGAGGCUUAUUUUAGCGCAGGCUUAUUAUCAGGGGAUGUCUUAUUUUCGGGGAAACAGGGUAGCCUUCAAAGAAGACUCCAAACACUGAAAAAUUAACGCACAACUUUAUUUCAAUUAUAUUAACAAAUUUAAUGAUAAUUUAAUAUAUAUUGCUCUGUCAAUUAUUUUCAUUUUAAAUAUAAAAAUUCAUUUUAUUCAUUCAGAUUAUUAUUCUAUUUAAUAAUAGUUAAUUCAUUCAUUAUUUGGAAUGAAAGCCAAUUCAUUUAUAUAAUUCAGAUGACACUUCAGAUUUCAAGUAGAAAAUAAGUUUGUUCCUACUCCAAAGUCCUAACCUCUAAAUCAGAGGUCUCCAACCUUGGCAACUUGAAGACUUGUGGACUUCAACUCCCAGAAUCCCUCAGCCAGCAAAGCUGGCUGAGGAAUUCUGGGAGUUGAAGUCCACAAGUCUUCAAGUUGCCAAGGUUGGAGACCCCUGCUCUAAAUAACCUAACAAAGGGAUUUGGUGCCUGAUCAGAGGUACUUUCCAAACUUUAUAAAAGUUUCUUUCCAAAAGUAUCUUUUGUUAGGAAAAAACUCAGUCUGACACUCAAGGUCCAGCUACCAGAGAUAUGAUUCAUACCAGGCUACUGUUUUUUUUUUGACAUGAAGGACUUCUUGCUAUGCUUAGUCUUUUGAAAAGAUAAACAUAAAAGACCAGUAGCAAAUGUUGGGCUACCUCUUAUCACCCUGCUUUGUAGAGUCACUAACAUCUGAACAGUCUUCCUGCAUGGGAAUAAAAGAGCAUCAUUUCCAAAUAUCAAUUUCCACACAUUUUUGGGUCAUGUUUGUCCGCACAAAAAAUAACUCCCAAGUGUUUUCUGUAUAACUGACGAAAGACUUAACAACUAUUCUGUAGGACUGUCACGCAGUCGGGUCAGACUGCCGAUUUAGGAUAGAGAGAACUUUUCCCAUUGUGGCUGAGAUUAUUGGGUAAUACGUCAGAGGUCUCAAAACUCCUCUCCCCAAAUUUUUGUGAGUCUUGGUUGGGUUCUUGGCAUACCCUGUCCUUUGCUUCUGCAGAUGUGUCAUUACCAGGCCAGGGUAAUGGACCUGAAUCUACGUACCUGAUCUCUGCCUGCUACUUUGGUAUUUAAGCAUGAUACCACCUGUAUGGGACGCUUUACCUUUAAAGCAUCUUUCCUCUAAUUGGAAAGAUUGGAUGGGGAGGUGGAGGCUCCAACGAUCUCUAUUGCUGCACCCAAAACAAAAAAGCCAAAAGGAUAAUAAAUUACACUGAUGCCAUGAUGCUGUAGCAUUGAGUUUCUGACUAAAAGUAUCAACUCUUCUUUUUCACUUUGGGAGAUGGAUCAAUUUCACCAAUGAUAAAUAAAAUUAAGGAAGGAAAAAAACUGCACAAAAAUAUCUUUUUGGCUUUAUGUAGUUUACAUUAAAAAAAAAAAAAUGAAGUGGCGAGGAAGACAAAAAAUAGAAAGCCAUUCCAAUAAUAUGACUUGAAAAUAUCUCCCAUUGAAAAUAAAUAAAUAAAUAUAAAUGCCUUAGAGUUUUAACUUAAACUGUUGUUUUCUUUUUGAUUAUACUGUAUGACACAAUGUCUGAUC
This is a messenger RNA of Ahaetulla prasina, 4528 nucleotides long. RefSeq names its product phosphoribosyl pyrophosphate amidotransferase (gene PPAT). Gene Ontology annotation, biological process: purine nucleotide biosynthetic process; purine nucleobase biosynthetic process. Gene Ontology annotation, molecular function: amidophosphoribosyltransferase activity. The transcript is spliced from 11 exons. Lineage: Eukaryota; Metazoa; Chordata; Lepidosauria; Squamata; Colubridae. The coding region runs from base 413 to 1945 and encodes 510 amino acids. The record is from RefSeq and is a predicted model, not a curated record.